GUGAACCGAACCGGACGCAGAGACUCGGCAGCAGAGACUCGAAUCCCAGACACGGUUGGACACAUGGACUUCUACGAGCCGACACCGCUGGCGGUGGGCUAUGGCAAUGGGAGCCGCGAGUGGUUCGUCGAGCGCUGGAACUCGCUGCUGGACGUGAUCGGUGACGACCAAGAGACGCUCUACGUCUGGGUUUUGUCUUUCUACACGAACCUCAUCUAUUGGGCGCUGGCCGGCGUCUUCGUGGCGAUGGAUCUGACCGAGUGGCCCCGGUUUAUGCGCAAGUACAAGAACCAGCCGGGGGCGAACGAGCCGCUCGAUUGGGGCAAGUUCAAGAAGCUAGUGAAAACGCUGCUCUUCAAUCAGACCGUGGUCGGCAUUCCGGUCGCGUACGUGUCGUUUCACCUCAGCCAACACGGUAUCCCGCCACCGAGGGCGCUUCCUUCCGGGUGGACGGUCGCCCGUGACUUUGCCGUCUGCAUCACGCUGUGGGAGAUCACGUUCUACUACAGCCACCGGGCGCUGCACUCGCGCUUCCUGUACCGGCACGUCCACAAGAAGCACCACGAAUGGACGGCCCCGGUGGCGCUGGCCGCCAUGUACGCCCAUCCGUUCGAGUACGUCAUCAGUGACCUGCUGCCGGUGUUUGCCGGCCCUGCCGUGAUGAAGUGUCACGUGGCGACCACCGCGCUCUGGUUUGCGUUCGUGAUGGUGGACACGGUGCUGGACCACUGCGGCUAUCACCUGCCGUUCCUGUCGAGCCCGGAGUCGCACGACUAUCACCACCUCAAAUUCAACCAGUGCUACGGGCUGUACGGCUGGAUGGACUGGUUCCACGGGACAGACGCGGACUUUCGCAAGAAGAAACAGUUCCAGCGUCACCACCGUAUCAUGGGCUUCCAGUCGGCCCGGGAGCUAGUGCCGGACAAGUGGUGCCCGCCGCCCGGGAACCCAGAACCCCCGGCGACCCACCAGCAGGCUGUUAAGGGGCUAGAGGCUAGCGACUAGAUUUUAAGUUUUGGGGGACUACCCACCGCGAUCACGCAAAUCACUGACACCCCGGA
This is a messenger RNA of Anopheles cruzii, 1061 nucleotides long. Its product is annotated as fatty acid hydroxylase domain-containing protein 2-like. Bases 64 to 1005 code for a protein of 313 amino acids. The record is from RefSeq and is a predicted model, not a curated record. The transcript is spliced from 4 exons. Gene Ontology annotation, molecular function: iron ion binding; C-4 methylsterol oxidase activity. NCBI's taxonomy places the organism in Eukaryota, Metazoa, Arthropoda, Insecta, Diptera, Culicidae. Gene Ontology annotation, biological process: sterol biosynthetic process.